AUGGUUUUCGACAGCAAGACACAGGAUGUUGUUCCUCUGAAAAAGGAAAAUGAGAAAAAGACGUCCGAGCUCGGGCUGACAGAGGCUGAAAUUCAACAGGCGAUCCAGAAGAGACAACUGAAGCUGCAGGUGUUCAAACACUCAGUGGAGCUCAGUAAAGAGAAUGCAGACAGAGAGAUAGCAGAAGGGGUUCAGGUCUUCACAACUCUGAAGGAGUAUGUUGAGAGAAGCCAGGCCGAGCUCAUCGACAUGAUCGAAGAGAAGUUUAGAAAAACGGAGAAACAGGCUGACAAAUUCGCCAAAGAGCUGCAACAGGAAAUCUCUCACCUGAAGAAGAGAAUUACUGAUACCGAGUCUGAAGACGACCUUCCUGUCCCCCAAAGCUCCCCAUCCCUUAACACUGCUCCACCCAUCAAGGACUGGACAGAAGUCAGUGUCCAUAAACCUUCAUAUGAUGGGACUGUGGUGAGAGCUGUGAUCCAGCUAGAGCAAAAACUCAUGGAUGCGAUAACAGAUCUGCUUGUGGCCGAGCUGAAAAGGGUCCAGCAAUACGCAGUGGAUGUGACUCUUGAUCCUGAUACUGCACAUCCUUCAUUAAUUCUGUCUGAUAACGGAAAACAAGUAAAUUGUAGUGAUGAUUAUAAGAAUCUUCCAGACGACCCAGGAAGAUUUAAUUAUUGUGUUAAUGUCUUGGCAAAGCAGAGUUUCUCUUCAGGAAGAUUUUACUAUGAGGUUCAGGUUAAAGGGAAGACUUCUUGGGAUUUAGGAGUUGCCAGAGAAUCAAUCAACAGGAAGGGAGAAAUCAUACUUUCUCCUCAAAAUGGUUUCUGGACAAUAUGUUUGAGGAAUGACAAUGACUUCAGAGCCAUUGCUGAUCCUAAUGUUGAUCUCUUUCUGAGCAGGAACCUUGAGAAAGUGGGGGUGUUUGUGGAUUAUGAGGAGGGCCUGGUCUCCUUUUAUGACGUUAAUGCUGCAUAUGUUAUCUACUCCUUUACUAACUGCACCUUCAAUGAGAAACUCUACCCAUACUUCAGUCCCAAUCUUAACGAUGGUGGCAACAACUCUGCCCCCCUGAUCAUCUCUCCAAUCAAUCACACUGACUAAGAAAAUGACUCAUUUACCAGUAUGGUGUACUGUAUGAUUAGUUUUCUUCAUACUCUGAUUAUUCCCCACCUGAACUGAUUUUGUUUGAAGCAUGUGUAACUAGUCCUGCUGCAGCUGUUAGCCUGUGUUGCCUCAUAUAAACAAAAUGGCAGUGUUACAGUUUGAUUAGUGAACCUGUUAACUCAUGAUCUCAAUUAUUUACGGCAAUUAACCAAUACUUGAUUAAUCCUGACAUCUCUAGUAUGAAGUUGGGACUUUUGGCAAAUCUUUCAUUCGCUUUUUGGUUUUUGGUAAAGCUCUUUAUCUUUCUGCAG
This is a messenger RNA of Centropristis striata (black sea bass), 1418 nucleotides long. Its product is annotated as E3 ubiquitin-protein ligase TRIM69-like. The record is from RefSeq and is a predicted model, not a curated record. Lineage: Eukaryota; Metazoa; Chordata; Actinopteri; Perciformes; Serranidae. The coding region runs from base 1 to 1104 and encodes 367 amino acids. Gene Ontology annotation, molecular function: protein binding. The transcript has a single exon.